Molecule: messenger RNA, 4264 nt
Organism: Sorex araneus (European shrew)
Lineage: Eukaryota; Metazoa; Chordata; Mammalia; Eulipotyphla; Soricidae
Gene: ARNT2
Product: aryl hydrocarbon receptor nuclear translocator 2
Exons: 19
Coding region: 190-2340 (716 amino acids)
Biological process (GO): regulation of transcription by RNA polymerase II
Cellular component (GO): transcription regulator complex; aryl hydrocarbon receptor complex; cytoplasm
Molecular function (GO): RNA polymerase II cis-regulatory region sequence-specific DNA binding; DNA-binding transcription factor activity, RNA polymerase II-specific; protein dimerization activity
Source: RefSeq, a predicted model, not a curated record
CCAGCACCUGCGCGGCUGCCGGGCCCGGCCUGGGGGUCCGCGCCCGCUCCCCAAGUCUCGCGGUGCUGCGGCCGGCCGGGAGCCCCCGCCGCGUGACAAAGGCCCGGCCGGGCGGCGGGCGGCGGAGCGCGUGGGAGCCGGCCUUUGUGUGGCGCCGCGCAGGCUCCGCCGGGGCCGCCCUCCCGCAAGAUGGCAACGCCGGCCGCCGCCAACCCCGCGGAAAUGGCUUCGGACAUGCCCAGCUCCGUGGCGCUGCCCGUGGCCCCCAUGGCGGCCACCGGGCAGGUGAGGAUGGCGGGGGCCUUGCCUGGCCGGGGAGGAAAGAGACGCUCUGGGAUGGACUUUGAGGAUGAAGAUGGUGAAGGGCCCAGCAAAUUCUCAAGAGAGAACCACAGCGAGAUCGAGCGGCGCCGGCGGAACAAGAUGACGCAGUACAUCACCGAGCUGUCGGACAUGGUGCCCACGUGCAGUGCACUGGCCCGGAAGCCCGACAAGCUGACCAUCCUGCGCAUGGCCGUGUCGCACAUGAAGUCCAUGCGGGGCACUGGCAACAAGUCCACGGAUGGCGCGUACAAGCCAUCCUUCCUCACUGAGCAGGAACUGAAGCAUCUUAUCCUGGAAGCUGCGGACGGCUUUCUGUUCGUGGUGGCAGCCGAGACGGGGAGGGUGAUCUACGUGUCCGACUCGGUCACCCCCGUUCUGAACCAGCCGCAGUCGGAGUGGUUUGGGAGCACACUCUAUGAGCAGGUGCACCCCGACGACGUGGAGAAGCUGAGAGAGCAGCUGUGUACCUCGGAAAACUCCAUGACAGGCCGCAUCCUGGACCUGAAGACGGGAACGGUGAAGAAGGAGGGACAGCAGUCGUCCAUGCGCAUGUGCAUGGGCUCGCGCCGGUCCUUCAUCUGCAGGAUGAGGUGUGGCAAUGCCCCCUUGGACCACCUCCCGCUGAACAGGAUCACCACCAUGCGGAAGAGGUUCCGGAACGGCCUCGGCCCUGUGAAGGAGGGGGAGCCCCAGCACGCCGUGGUGCACUGCACGGGCUACAUCAAGGCGUGGCCCCCCGCAGGGAUGACCAUUCCCGAAGAGGACGCCGACGUGGGACAGGGCAGUAAAUACUGCCUGGUGGCCAUCGGGCGACUCCAGGUGACCAGCUCACCCGUGUGCAUGGACAUGAGCUCCAUGGCAGUGCCUACGGAGUUCCUCUCACGCCACAACGCAGAGGGCAUCAUCACCUUCGUGGACCCGCGGUGCAUCAGCGUCAUCGGCUACCAGCCCCAGGAUCUCCUUGGGAAGGACAUCCUGGAGUUUUGCCACUCGGAGGACCAGACCCACCUGCGGGAAAGCUUCCAACAGGUGGUGAAGCUCAAGGGCCAGGUGCUGUCGGUCAUGUACCGCUUCCGCACCAAGAGCCGCGAGUGGGUGCUGAUCCGCACAAGCAGCUUCACCUUCCAGAACCCCUACUCGGACGAGAUCGAGUAUAUCAUCUGCACCAACAGCAACGUCAAGCAGCUCCAGCAGCAGCAAGCGGAGUUAGAAGUGCACCCGAGGGACGGGCUGUCAUCCUAUGACCUGUCUCAGGUGCCCGUGCCCAGCAUCCCCGCAGGUGUCCACGAAGCCAGCAAGUCUGUGGAGAAGGCUGACACCCUCUUCUCUCAGGAAAGGGACCCCCGGUUCGCCGAGAUGUUUGCAGGUAUCAGUGCGUCGGAAAAGAAGCUGAUGAGCUCGGCUGCUGCGGGGAGCCAACAGAUGUACCCCCAGGGAAGCCCCUUCCCCACUGGCCACUCGGGCAAGGCCUUCAGCUCCUCGGUGGUCCACGUGCCGGGGGUGAGCGACCUCCCGUCCUCCUCCUCGAGCAGUCAGAACAUGGCCCAGAUCUCCCGGCAGCUGGGCCAGGGCCAGGUGGCAUGGACGGGGACCCGGCCGCCCUUCCCAGGACAGCUGCCCUCUCAGUCCAGCAAGACCCAGACUUCGCCCUUUGGGAUUGGGACGAGCCACAGCUACCCGGCGGACCCCUCCUCCUACAGCCCCCUCUCCAGCCCGGCCACCUCUUCGCCCAGUGGCAGCGCCUACUCCGGCCUCGCCAACAGGACUCCAGGCUUCGCAGCAGACAGCGGGCAGAGCAGUGGGCAGUUCCCAGGGCGGCCCUCGGAGGUGUGGUCCCAGUGGCAGAGCCAGCACCACGGCCAGCAGAGCAGCGAGCAGCACCCACACCCACAGCCCGGCCAGACGGAGGUGUUCCAGGAUAUGCUGCCGAUGCCAGGGGACCCUACUCAGGGGACGGGCAGCUACAACAUUGAGGACUUCGCUGACCUGGGCAUGUUCCCGCCCUUCUCAGAGUAGCAGCGAGCAGAGCUGGGCCUCGGCGCCAGGUCCCCUGCUGGAACCACAGCCCCCUUUCCAGUUAGGCCUGUCCCCCCCCCCGUCACUGGGCCCCCCGCCGGACUCGGAGCCCAGGGGCCUGCUGGCCACCCCACCUGCACCCCACCAGCCGCUGCGGGCGCUAUUUAUUGUGCUUGUGCACCACGGCGUCAGCCAUGUUCUUGCCACCCGCUCGUGGAUGACCCAUGACGGACUGUGACGUGGUCCAGAGCUGGGUGUGGUGGUGGCUGCCGGUGGUGUGUGUCUGCUUUGUGCUGUGACGUGAGUGUCCCCAUGGUUGGUCCGUCUGUCCUUUGUCAGAGGGAGGCUCUCUGCCGGGGCGUCCAGGCACUGGGCAGAGGAUGGGGCAUCUGAGCACAGGUCCUGGCUGCUCCCAGUCAGGCCUCUGGCGGGAAUAGGAGCAGAUUCUGGAAGAUUCUGUACUGGGAGCUAAGCUCACCUACUUGCUUCCCAGACGGGAGAUGUACGUGUCUGUCUCUCUGCACUGCCCCCCCUCCCCCGCUCCCUGUGUCCUUGGCAGGAGGAAGAGUCUUGACAGCCCCAUGGAAAGACUGGAGAGGACCACUCCCUCAAGCCCUUGUAUCCUUUAGGACCUCUCUGGCCCCUGGUCAGCCCAAUGGGCCGCACCGCUGGACUCAGGUGUGGAGGGCCUGGCCCCCAGUGCCCCUCAGCCCAGAAUAGGAAGAUACCAUCCACCUCAGCUGUGUCUGACCAGCUCCAGGGAACCUGCACCCUGUCUGGGUACCCACUGCCAGAGCCCGGGGGUCCACCUGCCUGCUAUGUGCAGGGUUCUGAGCCCACUUGCCAGACCCUUCCAAGAAUAGUCCUUUGUCAAGCGCCAGUGGCCAUUUAUUGACUGUGUGACCCAAGUUCCCUGGAGCAGCAGCAUCCUUUCGGGGCUGUGCUGGGCUCUCAGGAGCCUUUGUUUCUGGGGAGGUUCAGGGGUUGAGCCCCCUUCCAUGUCCCAGACCCAGAGGAACUUCUCUCUCCAGUCUCCCCGCCCUCAGCCCCCCAACCCUGGUGUUCCACCCUAGCCCUGAACUCACCCCGGCACCAGGCUUAGUUUUGUGAAAGGCACAGAAAUAGCUUUUGGAUCGAAGGACGAUUUCCAGAUGAAAGGCAGACUCUCUGAGGCUCUGCCCGUGAGUUCAAAAGUGUGGGUGCCUUCCCAACUGGUUUUAGAUGAGCUGUGGGUUCCUGGUGGGGUGGACAGACAUGAGUCUGCCUGAGCAGCUGCACUGUGGACAAUGCAGAGGUCAGCACGAGAAGCCAGGGGAGCCCCAGCAACAGGCGAGAGCAGUCGUGCCCCAUCUCCAGCAGGUUAGACUGCAGGACCAGCGUGUGUAUUCUGGAGCCAUCUCUUUGCGCAUCUGGUUGUGGCUCCCACAGAAUCCAGGUGGGGUGUGGCAGUUGUUUGCUGUGCUUGGCUUGGCUGGGGUCCUGGGUCGAUACAGUGGGGCUCACGUGUCCCUGUCCUGACACCAGUUUGUGCUGGUCAUCCAUGUACAGCCAGCGGGACAGCAGGGAGAGGAAGGUUCUGUGUCCUUCCGUCUCCACCGCCAGCCUCACUGGGGUCUGCUGCAGUUCACCUACACUCUGCAGCCACCUUCUGACCUGUGGCGCCGUGGCGCCCCCGAGGGGCCAAGUGUUCCCCAUGGUGAGCUAUGCCAGGGGCUCCUUCCCUCUGAGCACCUCGGCCAGGCCAUGGGAACCCUGGGCGGUCUUUCCUAACCUCUCUCCUGGAUGUGACCUGUGCUGUGGCUAACCAUCACUUGUCUUUCUAGAAUGUUCUCUAUGACUAAUGGUUACUAAGUCGGUGGUGUCUGUGUGUGAUGAAUGUAACUGCCUUUUAACGUCUCAUUCCAAUAAAGCAACUUUGCUCUCA